AUGGACGUCCUCAAAUCUUUCCUCCCUGAAUCAAAGGGUGUUCUCCCCUACUGCAUGAUUCUCCUCUCCAUUAUCUCGAUUGGCAACUCGCUGCAGUCAUAUACCACCCUACACUUUUCCCGACGAGUCUACAACGGGCGUUUCAUCCGCAAUCCCAAGCUCGCUCCCAAAACCGCCAACUUCGAGCCCGAGGAUCAGACAAACAAGCUGGUCCCUGCUCACGACGACCCCAAGGCCACCGACCAGUUGACUCCCCUCGCGGGCAGACUUUUCGGUACCUGGACGGUCAUCACCUGCAUCGUUCGAUGCUAUGCGGCUUUCAACCUCCACAUUGGUCCUGUUUAUACCAUCGCUUACUGGACUUACAUUGUCGCUCUUGGGCACUUCGCCAGCGAGCUUUUCAUCUUCAAGACCAUGACUUUCGGUCUGCCUCAGUAUUUCCCUUUCACUCUGGCUUCCAUUUUUCUGAUCUGGAUGCCUCUCGUCCGUGAUCACUAUGUCCAAUACAACUAA
Messenger RNA from Fusarium sp. VM40, 513 nucleotides. NCBI's taxonomy places the organism in Eukaryota, Fungi, Ascomycota, Sordariomycetes, Hypocreales, Nectriaceae. The record is from the annotation of a GenBank genome assembly.